Molecule: messenger RNA, 1314 nt
Organism: Phyllostomus hastatus (greater spear-nosed bat)
Lineage: Eukaryota; Metazoa; Chordata; Mammalia; Chiroptera; Phyllostomidae
Gene: KLK14
Product: kallikrein related peptidase 14
Exons: 5
Coding region: 14-1018 (334 amino acids)
Biological process (GO): proteolysis; seminal clot liquefaction; epidermis morphogenesis
Molecular function (GO): serine-type endopeptidase activity
Source: RefSeq, a predicted model, not a curated record
UGACAGAGAGGUGAUGCACCACCCCCACUUCCUCCACACGGGGAGACACCAGGGCCGGACUGGACGCGAACCUUGUUCAGCAUCCCACCUCCAGCCACCAAGGACCUCAGGCCCUCACUCUGUCCAGUAUCCAUGCCUCUCAGGGUCUCAGGCUCUGUGUGAGAGGCUCUUGUCUCUGUCCCUCAACCUCUGGGUCUCUCACCGCCUCCUUCUCCCUCACUUUCUCUCUGUCUUUGCCAGAACCCAGCCCCCAGCACCCAGAAUGUUCCUCCUGCUGGCUGCACUUCAGAUCUUGGCUGUAGCCAUGGCACAGGGCCAAGGGGAUAACAAGAUAAUUGGUGGCUACCCAUGCAUCCCGCACUCCCAGCCGUGGCAAGCAGCCCUGCUGGUGGGUGUCACCUGUCGCUUCCUCUGCGGAGGGGCCCUGCUGUCAGACCGGUGGGUCAUCACCGCUGCUCACUGCUCCCGCCGGAACCUGCGGGUUGCCCUGGGCAAGCAAAACCUGAAGAAUAAGAACGAGGCCACACAGCAGGUGCUGCGUGUGGUGCGCCAGGUGCCACAUCCCCAGUACAACCAUCGGACCAACGACAACGAUCUGAUGCUUCUGCACCUGAGUCGGCCUGCACAGCUGGGGCAGGCAGUGAGGCCCAUCACUCUGGCCCAGAGCUGUGCCCGCCCUGGCACCUCCUGCCUUGUGUCCGGCUGGGGCACCACAUCCAGUCCCAUCGCCAGCUACCCCAACAAUCUGCAGUGUGUGAACAUCGAGAUCGCCUCCAACCAGCAGUGUAAGAACGCCUACCCCGGAGCCAUCACUGCCGGUAUGGUCUGUGCCGGGGUCCCCAAUGGUGGAAAGGACUCUUGUCAGGGAGAUUCUGGGGGACCCCUGGUGUGCCAAGGGCAGCUCCAGGGCCUUGUGUCCUGGGGGAUGGAGCGCUGCGCCCUGCCUGGCUACCCCGGAGUCUACACCAACCUCUGCAAGUACUACAGCUGGAUCCAGCAAACCAUGAGGGGUGGCUGACUGCCGGAUUGACAGGACAUCGCUGCCCACUUGCUGCCCAGGCCUGCAAGCUCCACCUGAGACCCAGGGGCCCUGGCCCCUAUCCCUCGCUCCCUCAGACCCUGGAUACCAAGCCCCCAACAUCCUGGCCCCGACCCCUGGCCCAGAGCUCCCCCCACUCCCAAAGCGGCCCCUUGGAUGUUGUCUCCCCACCCCCCACAGCACAGCGGGCAGGAGCCCGAAGGCACCAAACCAGCAACAAUUCCAAAGAAGAUUUAGUGUCUCUAAAACCCGGAAACGUGAUAAUAAAAACGGAA